GGACAAGAAGUCUGGCGAGCGGAGAGGCUUAGUUACAGGAAAGCUCUCUCAUUCAACUCUGGCAGGGUAUUCAAGAAUCUCAAAGCCGUGGCAUACGAGGUGUCCACAGAGUCAGGGGCUACAACAUCUCCUGGUACAUAUGAUGAGAAGAUGUUAGCAAACUAUGUACCAAUCUAUGUAAUGCUCCCUCUUGAGGUCAUCACAGUUUAUAACACUUUCAAGGACAGAGAUGGGAUAGAGCAGCAGCUCAAGAAGCUGAGUGCAGCAGGCGUUGAUGGAAUAAUGGUUGAUGUCUGGUGGGGAAUUGUGGAAUCCCAAGGUCCUAAACAGUAUGACUGGACUGCAUAUAGGAGCCUGUUUCAGAUUGUUCAAGGAUGCAAUCUGAAGAUACAAGCUAUAAUGUCGUUCCACCAAUGUGGUGGAAAUAUCGGAGAUGCGGUAAACAUCCCAAUUCCUAAAUGGGUACUAGGCAUUCAAGAAAAAGACCCUGAUAUAUUCUACACAAAUAGAAAUGGCAACAGGAACAGAGAAUAUCUCACAAUUGGUGUGGAUGACCAACCUCUCUUUUACGGAAGAACUGCUGUACAGAUGUAUAGUGACUACAUGAAGAGCUUCAGGGAAAACAUGUCAGAUUUCCUGGAAUCAGGACAGAUAAUAGACAUUGAAGUAGGUUUAGGACCUGCAGGGGAGCUAAGAUACCCCUCUUAUCCAGAAAGUCAAGGCUGGGUUUUUCCUGGUAUCGGGGAAUUUCAGUGCUACGACAAGUAUCUCAUAGAAGAUUUCAGGGAGGCUGCAAUAAAUGUGGGUCAUCCCAAAUGGGAACUCCCAGAUAAUGCAGGAAGUUACAAUGCCACUCCUGAAUCAACAGAAUUCUUUGGUCCAAACGGGGCAUACCUCACCGAGAGAGGAAAGUUUUUCCUGACUUGGUACUCUAACAAAUUAAUAACCCACGGUGAUCAGAUAAUGGAUGAAGCCAACCAGGUAUUCCUAGGCAGUAGAGUCAAGCUAGCGGCCAAGGUAUCUGGCAUACAUUGGUGGUAUAAAGAUGAUAGUCAUGCUGCAGAGCUCACUUCUGGAUACUACAAUCUGAAUGACAGAGAUGGCUACAGACCUAUUGCGAGGAUGCUGUCAAGGCAUCAUGCAAUUCUUAAUUUCACAUGUCUUGAGAUGCGAGACUCUGAACAAACUGCUCCUGCUAAAAGCGCGCCCGAGGAACUCGUGCAGCUGGUUCUGAGUGGAUGUUGGAGAGAGAAAAUUGAGGUAGCGGGAGAGAAUGCACUUUCAACAUAUGAUCGAGCUGCCUACAAUCAGAUACUUCUAAAUGCUAGGCCCAAUGGGGUCAGUAGAGAUGGCCCGCCAAAGCUGAAAAUGUAUGGAAUAACAUACCUUCGUUUAUCAGACAAGUUACUCGGAGGAAACAACUUCAAGAUAUUCAAGACAUUUGUGAAGAAAAUGCAUGCUGAUCAGGGCCACUGUGCGGAUUCAAGAAAGUAUGGCCAACGUUUAGAUCCACUAGAGCGUUCAAAUCCAAAGCUUCCAAUUGAAGAUUUGCUAGAAGCAACCAAACCAAUGAAGCCAUUUCCAUGGGAUAAAGAGACAGACAUGGGCGUCGGUGGUGCACUUGCGGAUUUCUUCGACAAAUUCAUAGAAACAAUCACCUCUUUCUUGAAGUGAGAAGACCAGAGAACGAGAAAGAGUGAAUAGCAGUACAAUAUUGCCCAUUGAGGCACAGACAUCUCCAAAGAUCAAAGUCCUUUCAUGGCAAAUCAGAUCCUGCUGAAAGGAGGGCAGACCAUAUGUCACUUGUGGCUUCUAAUUCCAAAGUCUCGAUCAGUUUGUAUGCUUCGGCCAAGAUCCACCAAACAUGUAAGAUGUGUAACUGUAGGCUUG
Rhodamnia argentea is the source of this 1890-nucleotide messenger RNA. RefSeq names its product beta-amylase. Gene Ontology annotation, biological process: polysaccharide catabolic process. The transcript has 10 exons. Gene Ontology annotation, molecular function: beta-amylase activity. The coding region runs from base 151 to 1674 and encodes 507 amino acids. The record is from RefSeq and is a predicted model, not a curated record. Lineage: Eukaryota; Viridiplantae; Streptophyta; Magnoliopsida; Myrtales; Myrtaceae.